UGCUCCCAGACCUAUUGGAUAGCGUUGCCAGACAUAAUUUUUUUUGCCUGAAGAAGAAUUUGGAAAAAUAGUAAACAAUUUUUUUUUAGGCCGAAAUAUGAUACACAGCCUGUUUAUAGUCAACAACAGUGGCGAGGUGUUCCUGGAGAAGCACUGGCGUUCGGUGGUCUCUCGUUCCGUUUGCGAAUAUUUUCUGGACGCCCAGCGGGCCGCACCAUAUGAUGUGCCCCCGGUGAUAGCCACACCCCAUUACUAUCUCAUCACAGUCCAGCGGGAUGCUGUCUCCCUGGUGGCGGCCUGCAAACAGGAGGUUCCACCGCUCUUUGUCAUCGAAUUUCUCCACCGGGUUGUGGACACUUUCCAGGACUAUUUCGGCGACUGCUCGGAGACCGUGAUCAAGGAUAACUAUGUCGUGGUCUAUGAACUGCUCGACGAGAUGCUGGACAAUGGCUUCCCGCUGGCCACCGAGAGCAACAUCCUCAAGGAACUGAUCAAGCCGCCCAAUAUCCUACGUACCAUUGCCAACACAGUGACCGGCAAGAGCAAUGUCAGCACCAUACUUCCUUCGGGUCAGUUGUCGGCGAUUCCUUGGCGCAGGAGCGGUGUAAGGUACACCAAUAAUGAGGCGUACUUUGAUGUCAUCGAGGAGGUGGACGCCAUCAUAGAUAAGUCGGGCUCCACGGUGUUUGCUGAGAUACAAGGACAUAUCGAUUGCUGCAUCAAGCUGUCGGGCAUGCCGGACCUCACACUUUCCUUCAUGAAUCCUCGUCUCUUUGACGACGUCUCCUUCCAUCCCUGCGUGCGUUUCAAGCGCUGGGAAGCGGAGCGCCUGCUCUCCUUCAUACCGCCCGACGGAAACUUCCGGCUCAUGUCCUAUCACAUCAGCUCCCAGUCCGUGGUGGCCAUUCCCAUCUACAUUAGGCACAAUUUUUCGAUUAAAACGGGGGAACAGGGCCGAUUGGAUCUGACCAUUGGGCCGCGUAACACCCUCGGACGGUCUGUGGAUAAAGUGAAGCUGGAGCUGACCAUGCCGCGGUGUGUUCUCAAUUGCCUGCUGACCCCGAAUCAGGGCAAGUACACCUUUGAUUCGGUGACCAAAACGCUGUCCUGGGAUGUGGGCCGCAUAGAUGUUUCCAAGUUGCCAAAUAUUAGAGGAUCGGUUUCCAUUACGCCCGGAACGACGAACAUCGAUGCCAAUCCGUCCGUGAACGUACAGUUCCAAAUAUCUCAGCUUGCGGUGUCCGGAUUAAAAGUAAAUCGCCUGGACAUGUACGGGGAGAAGUACAAGCCAUUCAAAGGCGUCAAAUACCUGACCAAGGCGGGCAAGUUUCAGGUGCGAAUGUAGGGACCUGCCACUACGUUCCGAUUCCAGCUUUAAUUAAGAGCUUACUUUUAAGUAUACAUAAAUAUAUAUAUACAUAUUCCAUUGUUAUGUGUCAUCCUAUAGCCUAUCCCUAACCGCCCCUAUCUCAAGCAUCUCUGUAUCUAUCUAUCCAUAAAAGUUAAACUCCAA
Drosophila ananassae is the source of this 1513-nucleotide messenger RNA. It is a transcript of the gene carmine, whose product is annotated as AP-3 complex subunit mu-2. The transcript is spliced from 6 exons. Bases 98 to 1345 code for a protein of 415 amino acids. Lineage: Eukaryota; Metazoa; Arthropoda; Insecta; Diptera; Drosophilidae. The record is from RefSeq and is a predicted model, not a curated record. Gene Ontology annotation, biological process: intracellular protein transport; endocytosis. Gene Ontology annotation, cellular component: cytoplasmic vesicle; clathrin adaptor complex.